Messenger RNA from Gopherus evgoodei (Goodes thornscrub tortoise), 5439 nucleotides. RefSeq names its product coiled-coil domain containing 150 (gene CCDC150). The record is from RefSeq and is a predicted model, not a curated record. The transcript is spliced from 28 exons. Bases 106 to 3372 code for a protein of 1088 amino acids. Lineage: Eukaryota; Metazoa; Chordata; Testudines; Testudinidae.
GGGGUCCGCUGAAGCCGCGGGUCGGUUUGAAGCGGGGAAGGAGCUCCAUGGAAACGGGGCCGCGAAGUGUCAGCGAGCGCGAUAACGGCUGGGUGCGGGGCAGCUAUGGCCAGGCCGACCGUCGUCCCCAUGAGCGUCAGUGCCACCGCGCCCGAAGCCUUCGCCGUGCUCCGCCAGAGGAUGAGUGUGGUUGAAGAACAGACCAGCGCGCUGGCGAGAGACCUGGAGCUGCUCGGGGUGAACGGACAGAGCCUUGAUCUCUUCCAUUCAAAGCCCUUAGAGACACCUGGGAGCCACCAGCCUGUUAGCCCUGUUCGGGCCAGGGUAGCGUUUGUAGGUGAAAGUGACAUGCUAUGGAAGAACUGUGAAUCUCUAGUGAAUCGAAUGUGUCGGCUGGAGAGUGUUGUGCAGACCUUGAAGCUAAACCUCUUCCGGUUGCAGACUGAAAAGGAGCUGAAUCCCAGGCAUGCAGCCCAUCUGGAACAGCGUAUGGACGCAAUGCAGGAGGAACACUUGCAGGAACUGAAGGUUGUACAGCUUGAGGCAAUGAAGCUGCGCCAACAGCUAAGUGAGGCAAAAGAAGAUGUAGAAAAGGCACAGGAAGAAGUUCAAAGAUUAAGUGCUGCUUUGGAAAUUGCCACAGCAACCAAGACAGAUGUAGCCAUUGCAGCAGAGGAGCUGAGGACAACAAAACACAUAAUGAACCAUAGACUUCAGGAGCUAAGGGAGCAGCUUUCCCAAGAGGCAAGCCUGCGGGAGGCUUUGGAGGAAUCCCAAGCAACCAUGCUGAGACGUGUGCAGGAUAUGGAGAUAACAGUAGAGGCGGAACGGGAACAGGUACAGGUGCUGCAGCAGGACUGCCAUGGCCUGCACAGGGAUGUCCAGCUUGCCCGAGAGAGGUUACAGAAGGAGGAGGAGAGAACUGCACAGCUGGGGCAGGAGUGUACACAGCUGAAAGCUGACCUGGAUUCCAGAAACUGCAUCAUUUCCCAGCUCAGUGAAGAAGCAAAAAAUGCGGAGCUGUCUUUCAGCAAAGAACAUGAGGAAAAUGUGCAACUGCGAUCUGAAAUAACAGCUCUGCGAGAGACAGCAGAGAAAGUACAGAUCAUUAAUGACCAGUUGAACCAACAAUGCUCAGAACUGAGUGCUACACUUCGAAGCAUUUCCAUGGAGAAUGCUAAACUCAUUUCAGAUCAUCAGGCCAUGCUUAAGGCAGAACAGGAGAGGAUGACUCAGAAACUGCUGGAACAAGACUUGCUGCUGGAUGCUGCUCGUGCCAACAUUAUAGGAGAGCUGCAAAGCAUGCAGAACGAAAAAGCCCAACUUCAAAAAGAGCUGGAGGCCUUGCACACAGAGCAUGCUGGCUGCAGACAAAAAGCAUGCCUAGCUGAGGAGAUGACAACCACACAGAAGGUGCUCCUGGAGUCUACUAUCGCUAGACUUCGAGGUGAACUGGAGACAGCACUGAAAGAGAGAGGAUCUCUACUGAUGGAGAAGGAGAGUCUUCAGCAAGAAAUGAAGAAAACAGCAAGUGAUGUAACACAGGAGAGGAACAAACUGGAAAUGGAACUAACUGGGAACAAGCUAGAAAUGGGUGCUAUGAGAUCCACACUGCAGAAUCUGGAGAAGGAGAACAAGAGGCUAAUGGAUCGCUUGGUGGCACUGGAACACCAGCAGCAUGCUCAACAGCAGGUCGAACAGGUUCUAGCAGAGCUGACUGACAGUAAGAAUAAACUGGCCUACGACAAAGGAAAGCUUCAGAGCAAAGUACAGCAGCUGGAGGAAGAACUGCAAUCUCUUGCAGAUGCACAUGCAGAGAAUAGCCACCUUCGCAAGCUGAAUACAGCCUUGGAGACCAAAUAUACUCAGGUGAAUGUAGAACUUGGCUCUGUCAAGAUUAACAUGCAAAGGAUGGAAGCUCAGCUGAAGCAGGCACAGACCACUCUUGAACAGAAAGAAGAAGAAUUUUCUAUUGCAAUCAAGUCCCGUGAUGAGGCAUUGCAAGAAAGUCAGAAAAUUAAGAGGCACAUGGAAGCCAUGGAAGAGAGGGAGAAGCAAAAGAUGGCAACCUUAAAGCGCCAGCUAGAGGAGGCAAAGCAGGAUAACGACAAAGUGACAGCUGUGCUGGAGAAUGUGCUGGCUUCUCACAGCAGGAUGCAGGCAGCUCUGGAGAAGGUGCAAACUGAGCUGGGGCGCAAGGAUUCCGAGAUCACAGGGCUCAGAAAAGACAGGACCCAGAACCAACAAAAAAUCCAGAGGUUAGAGGUAGAAUUGGAACAGUACCGGGCCAAACUGGUUGUCGUAGAAACUCAGCACAAUAGUCAGGUGGACCCACUUUGUAAAGCACUAGAAGUCGCUAGAGCAGACAACAAGAAACUUGCUUUGAGUUUGGAACAAGCUCUGCAGGCCAAUAGUACCCUGCAGAGCAAGCUGAUACAUACUCAGGAAGAAUUGGACAGGAAAGGAAUUGAGCAUCAGCAACUAAUGGCCUGCAGGGAGCAGCUAAUUGAAGAAGCCACAAUGGAAGAAAGGCUGUAUACCGAACGCUUGGAGUCCUUGAAGAAGCAGUUUCAGAUCGAGCGAGAGGCUAUGAGGAAAGCAGGUCACAGGGAAUCUGCUGAGCUGAAGAAAGCCCUUGAAGAGGCUUCUUCCAAAUCUGCUGAAGUGUCCCGGGCUAACAGGGAGCUGCGGCAGAAAAUAAUGGAGUUGGAAAAGUCCCUGGUCAGUUACAAGGAGAAGCUAAAGAGCCAAAAAGCUCAAAUCAGACACUACUUGGCUUCCAAGGCUAACAACAUCCAGAACACAGAAAGGAUAAAGGAGAUUGAAUCUGAGCUGAGGCAAAUGGAGCUGAUCAAGGAGCAGUAUCAGAAGAAAAACUAUGAGCAGUCACAGAGCAUCCAGAAAUUCAUGACAGAGUUAACAGGUCUUCAGAGUGAGAUGCACACCUUGGCCAAAAACCAGCAUGAAGUGGCAACACGGAACAGGCAGCUGGAGACCCAGCUGGAAAUGGAGCAGAAAGUGCGGCAGCACCUAGAGAACCAGUGUCAGAAGCUAGACGAUACAGUCAAACACUUAAAGAAAUGCAAAGAGGAAACUGAGCAGAAACUGAAAGAAGCCAGUGUAGAAUCGGAACAGAUCACAGCUAACCUGGAGGAAGCUCAUCACUGGUUCAAAUCUAAGUUUGACAGCCUGCAGCUCGAGCUAGUGAAAAACAAACAGCAGAAUAUCCCCAGCGAAAGGAACUACGGCAAGGAGAUGGAGAAGGAAAAAGCUGUGAAACUCCCUAGCCAAGCCUCCCUGAAUCGCUGGGAGACCAAACAGCAGCUCAAACUCAUCUCCAGGAAGUACCAAUCAGAGCUAGACAGGAAGUGAUGUCAUCUAACCCAGGCAAUUCCAGGCUGCCAUACCACCCUGCAGCUGUGAACACCACAGUUCAGACCAGUUCUUCACAUGCUGGAAGAUGAGCCCUAAGGCUGAAGUAUCUUGAUCUAUAAGCAUCUCCAUAUUUCAGAAGAUUUUUAAGUGGGUAUAAGCAGAGGUCCUGUAUGAACUGGGUCUGCUCUGUAUCAGUGAGGAUGACCCUUCAAAUAAAAUGCACAUUGACUGGCUGGCUGAUAGACCAGUGCAGACAGGUUUUGGAAUAUUAAUUUAAAUUGUGUACUCCAGUUCAGCUUAGCUAAUGAGUCUCACCUGUCUGACACAUACUAGAAUGUAUCAUUUUGUGAAGCAGAUGUCCAUUUCCCCCAUCCUAACAUGGUCUUUGAGUGUGACUAGUUUGCUUAAAUGCUUCAUCAUGGAACCAUAAUUUAUAACAAAGAAAUUAUUCCUCUCCCUACAGCUUCCUAUACAAGUAAGUUUAUGUUCUGGAUCUUUGUCUCCAGUCACAUCUCUGAUUUGUGUUUUAGCAGCGCAAGAGGAGUGUAGUGGGUUGGAAUGAGCCCUGCAAAGUGAGGAGGCAUCAUUAUUAUUGAGAGCUCAGAUUGCUGUGCAGGGAUUCUGCCUAUCUAGAGGAUGGUCUACUGGAUUCCUAGGCUGGUGAUGGUAAACUUGCUGAAACAGGACAGUUGUCCACUGUUGGAUACUGACGGUUGCCUGACCAGUACAGGGAGGUUCCCUUCUUUGGGAGGACAGUGUCCUUGGGCAAUUGCAGGUGUCCAAGGCUCCAUUGCUGGAAGGUGCUCCAUGUGGGUGUGAGAGGGGGCCAGGUAGAACAGCUUGCACCAUUGGUAACCAUGUGAUUAGUAGAGUUGGCUAAUUCUGCCCCACCAUGAAACAAGCUACCCAAAGGGCAGGAGGUGUUCAGAGCAGGUGCUAUACACCCGUAGUUGCAGUGGGUUAAGACUACCAUUCCCUUACGAUAUAGAAACGAACAAUUUUCAUCCACUGUUCAAUUAAUGAGCACUUAUGAGUAGCUCAGAUUCCCUCCUUAAAACUCCAUCUGCCUCAGCUUACAGUGUAACCCAGUUACAGCAGAUGUGCUGUUACACACCUAAUUAAUAAUUGCAGCGCUGUUUCCUAAGCGUCCUCCAGUUGUCUGAUCUAUUUGUUUCUGUGGAGCUAGUGUGACGCUCUGGGGCAGAAGCCAUCCCUUCCACUGUUGUGUCUACAGGACCAAGCAUAUUGCUGGGACUUGGCAAAUAACAAUCAUUCCACCCAUUUUAUAUCCCUACUGCUGUAGCAUAAUUAGGUUUAUAUGACAACAGCCUGAACUAUUGUUUUAGGCCUAGUCCUGCCCCUAUUGCUGUCAAUGGGUAUUUUGCCAUUGACAUCAGUGAAAACAGGCUCAGACCCUUAGUGAUUACGCACUUGAUUGGAAGCCCAUUGAAGCUAAUCUUUCAUUAACUUCAGUAGCCUUUGGCUCAGGCCCUAAAUCCUAAAGAGUUAUGUUCCUGAAAUUCUUAAGCAGCAGAAGCCUUCAAGACAACCUUAUGUUCCUCCCCCCACCGGCGAGCUGAGUUUCUGCAUACCACAUCACUUCUGAGUGGCGGGAUUAAAAUUAGCCUAUGUGUAGGAUUCUGUUCUAGAGCCCUGUUCUCCUCUCAGGUCAGUAUCAGUAGUGUAGUCUAACUCUGCCAACUUUAGCUAGGCAGAGCCUGAAACCAACCUAGCGUGGCACUGGCUGCCUUAUCUCACACUGCAUCUGUUUGUCAUUAACAGUUAGCCACAUAGCUAGAUCAAAACACGCUGCCCUUCGUCUAGAAAGAGAUGCUGUGCAGUAUGAUAAAGUGGCAGGGGAAGACAUCUUCAAAUGCUACCAUCCAGUUUCCUUUCUUUGGAGUUGUUGCUACCAAAGAGCUGCUGUUUUAGUGAUUUGAGGGCAUGGAUUCCUUCUUUCAGCAGGCCCUCUUUUCACAGAUACAGGGCACUAGCGUGCUGUGUGUACAGAUAUCUAAUCUGCUGACUUUGUAUUUAAAUAGUCAUUAAAUCUGCUUUAAAUUA